Symbiodinium necroappetens is the source of this 219-nucleotide messenger RNA. Lineage: Eukaryota; Dinophyceae; Suessiales; Symbiodiniaceae. The record is from the annotation of a GenBank genome assembly.
AUGAAGGAUCCUGCGUGGCAGAAGUACAUCGAGAAAGCCAUCGAGGAAACCAACUCUGACACGAAUGUUUGCCAGAACAACAACUGGAAGAUCCAGAAGUUUGUGAUCGCUCCCCGAGAUUUCUCGGUACAAACAGGAGAGUUUACGCCAACAAUGAAGCUGAAACGAUCCGUGACUGAGGAGAUGUGGAAAGAGCUCAUCGAUCCAUUGUACAGCUGA